AGCUGAAAAGCUCCCUUCCUGCUUGGGAGGGUCUCCUGAAUUUAAUUGGAAUUGUUUGCAUUUCCAAAUAGUAGUUUAAGUUCUGUCUUGCAGAUAGAGAAGGCCGGCUGGGAGGAUCAAAUCGUUUUGAUGGGCAAGGUACCAACUUCUCUGGCACCUUCUCAGAUGUUUAUAUUAAGGAGGAGGUGAAGCGCUGCUUAGUUUGGGAAGUGAUUUAUUUGUGGGGGCUAAGCUUCACUAUCCAGAUUCGGGAUUGGUUGCAACCCUGUGAUGAGAAGGGUUAAAAGUUAUGGGGGCAACUAACCGAAUGCCUCAUGGGAGGAGGCAAUGUUCCUCACCGGCUCUGUUCUGGGGAAACCCGGCAGUUUAGGAGUUGUCUAUGCUACCGCUCCUUUUGUGACUUAGAAAGAAAAUGGGAUAGGCAAAGGGAGCAGAAGGAAACUAUUGCCACUGCCUUCCUGCUUUCCCUCACUCUCUCUUCCUUCUCCUCCUCCUGGAAACAUCGUUCUACAUAUCACUUGCUUUCGACCAUUUAGCUAGCAAGAGUCUGGGGAUCUUCAAAAGAAUUGGACUUGUACUGUCAAGCAUGAACCUCUUGCUGUUGUUUGACUCAAUUUGCAUUUUUGUGAUUUCCACAGCAUUUGUGUCAUGGAGUAUACAAGAACUACAUGUCAGUCAGGAAAUGGUGGAGAAGAUUUCAGCAGCUGGCCAGUUGCAUACAAGCCUUCCAUAUUUAUAACGAUGGCACAGAAUUGUUGCAACAAACAUGCAACAGUUACAUCUUUGAUAUAUUACUGUGUGUGUGUAGUUGAAAGAAUACAUCAAAAAGGGGAAGGGACAGAGGUCAGAGUGGGAGCCUUACAGUUCAGCAAUACUCCUCAUUCAGAAUUUCCCCUGGAUGCGUAUUUCACCAAGCAGGAGAUAAAAGACAGACUUAAGAAGAUUAUGUUCAAAGGUGGGAGAACAGAAACUAGCCUGGCUCUGAAGUUUAUACUUCACAAGGGAUUCCGUGGGGGCAGGGAUUUGUCAGUGCCCCAAAUCCUUCUCAUCCUGACUGAUGGGAAGUCUCAGGGCAGUGUGGCAAUACCAGCCAAGCAGCUGAAAGAAAAGGGGAUUGUUGUCUUUGCAGUGGGAAUCAGCUUCCCAAGAUGGGAAGAACUGCACACACUCGCCAGUGAGCCAACAGACUUGCAUGUGCUCUUUGCCGAAGAUACUGAAGAUAGUGCCAAUGGUCUCUAUACCACCCUUACUAGUUCUGCAAUUUGCAGUGCCUCAUCUCCAGGCUGCAGGAUUGAAUCUCAUUCUUGUGAACGCAAAACACUUGACAGAGAAAAGGUGCUGAUUGGAAACUAUUUCUGUUGGAAGGGAUCAAAGAAUGGCAAUACAGUGCAUGCAUCACUCUGCCCUUUUUACAAGUGGAGGAACAUUUUUAUUACACAUCCGUCUAGAUGUUAUCGUACCAUGUGCCCAGAUCCUUGUGGUUCCCAUCCUUGCCAGAAUGGAGGCACAUGCAUUCCACAAGGGUUAGAAGACUACCAGUGUGUUUGCCCAACCGGAUUUGGUGGAGAUGUCAAUUGUGCCCCCAAGCUGAGUCUAGAAUGCAACGUGGAUCUUCUUUUUCUGGUGGACAGUUCAUCCAGCAUCACUCUUGAAGGAUUCUUGCGCUAUAAAGCUUUCCUGAAAAGGUUUCUCCAAGCAGUGUGGAAUAAAGAGACUCCAGGAAAUGUAGUUGUGGCCCAGUACAGCAGUGAUGUCAUGGUGGCUGUUGGAGUUGGAGACAACACAGACAUUCUCAAUCUUGUGAAGGGCAUUGAUUCCAUGCAGUUCAGAGGAGGGAGCACUUUGACUGGCAAAGCUUUAUGGUAUAUUGCGCAACAUGGCUUUAAGAAUGCACCAGUCUUUGCUGAUGUUCCUGAUGACCUCCACCGUGUGGUCGUCUUGCUCACGGAUUCAAAUGCACAGGAUUCAGUGGUGGAGGCAGCUGAGUAUGCCAGAGGGCAGGUGACUUCUCUCAUUGCAAUUGGCAGUGAAUUUCUGAGAGCAGAGCUAGAUGAAGUAACAGGGAAUCCAAAACAGACUAUUGUCUAUACAACUCCACAAGAUCUGUUCAACAAGAUUCCUGAUCUCCAGAAAAAAAUCUGCAGCACAGAUAGUCAAGGUUGCUCAUCUCGGUCUCUGGAUUUGGUAUUUACUUUAGAUUCCUCAGCAUUUGUUGGAAGAGAGAACUUUGUACUGCUAAAAAACUUUGUGAGUAACCUCUCACUCCAGUUUGAUAUCAAUCGGGAUCUGACACAGGUAGGCCUUGUUGUCUAUGGAAAAAAAACCCACACCGUAUUCGGCCUGGAUACCCACACGACUAAUACAGCUCUUUUUGAAGCCAUCAACCAAGCUACUUUUGUGGGUGGCUCUGCCUCUGUUGGAACCUCUUUGCUACUUAUUUAUGAAGAUGUCAUGACCAUCCAAAAAGGAGCAAGGCCUGGAGUAAAAAAGAUUGUGGUAUUGAUCUCCAGUGGGACUGGCAUAGAGGAUGCCAUAGUCCCAGCCCAGCAGCUGCGUAACAAUGAUAUAUCGCUACUUGUCAUUGGGAUAGGAUAUGUCCAAAGGAGCUCACUUCUGAGGAUUGCAGGUUCUCGCAAUAAUCUGCUACAGAUUGCAUCUUAUGAAAAUCUAAUGAAGAAUAAGGACAUUAUCACUGAAAGGCUAUGUGAUGAGGCUAAAAGGCCAGUGAGCCUCUGCAAGCCCAACCCCUGCAUGAAUGAUGGAGAAUGCAUUCCUGGAAAUGGCAGCUACCAAUGUCAGUGCCGAGGCUGGGAAGGACCUCACUGUGAAAAGAGAAUUCAGAGGGGUGACACUUAUCCAACAUGGCUGCAUUCAGGAAGUCUCCAUGCUCAGCAAAGACAUUAUGGUGGGCAGCCAUUAUAUAGAACUCACCAACAUUCAAAAAGGCACAUACAGCGGACUCACUGGGGAGGACAGAGAAGGACUCCAACCUUCAGCUACUGAAUACAUUUGUAUGAAGGCACUAAAAUCUAGGAAAUCCUUACACAAUAAUGUUGAUUCAAAGCACAAGAAGUUUGCACGGAAUCACUUCUGGUAUACCAGAUGAGAUUUGCAAUAGCUAGCUAAAAUUAUAUGGCAAAUAUUUAUUAUUGAUCUACUGGCUGUCAGAAUAAGAUCAGUGUCUGUCUUACACAUUGAGCUUUAUAGCCCUGAACAUUUUGUUUUUCAUAUUUGACUGAAAAUUUUAGAGGACUUUAAGUUGGAUCAAACCACCAAAAGUGAUGCAUAAUAAUACGGAAUUGAUACAGCAUGUUCUGUGUUUAAAGUGAUUCAGACAGUGUGAGACCAUGGUUUAUUUUAGUUUGCAUGCAAGCUGAAUUCUAGUUUUAUAGCCAUUUAAAUGCCAGUUUUCUUCCACAAAUGCUAGUUUUAUAACCUGCACUUUUCCCACCUAUGCAGAGAUCUGGCUGCUAUCCUGGCCUACAUUGUGGUGAGAAUAGUGCUGGGCAACAUGCUAGAUCAUCCAUAUUUGUAGAUCUCACAAAACAAUAGUUAGGACUAACUGGGGUUACCAAAUCAACUUCUCAAACCACAGUUUUACAUCCUGGUUAGACAGUCAAUCCAUUGGGAAAAUGGGGUUGGUGUUAGAGACUGUUCACUAGCUGCAUUUUUUCUUGUCAGAUCAGACACAAAGAGUUUCUCCCAGACAAGUGAAAUCAGCUGGUUGGGAUAUGUCUUGGAGAAUGCCUCAAGAUUUCAUUGCUCUUCAAUAUUUACAUGAGAUUGCUGAAUGGCAAUGCAUGGAGCUUGAAGCAUAUGCAGAUGACACCUAGCUCUGUGUCUCAUUAUCAAAGCUUCCAAAUGCCUCUGUCUCAACUCUGAACCAGACCUUCAAGUUCUGGUAAAGUGCCUAAGACAGCACAAGUUGCCCCUGAAUCUAGACAAGAUAGAGCUGAUUCUGGCUGGGAAGGCUGAUGGUUUAGAGGGACUGAAUCCGCUUCCACUGGAUGGAGUGGAAUUGGCACUUGCAAAGCAGGUUAAGAGCUUGCGGGUGCUCAUGGACCUAUCUUGCUGUUUGAAAAGCAAGUCAAUGUAGUGGGCAAGAGUGACGUGCAUUUGACUAACCAUGUGUUACCUUUCAGCUGAUCUGGCCCCAUUAAUCCAUGGUAAUCUUGCUAUUGUUUUACUGUAAUGUGGUCUACAUUGGGUUGACCAUAAAAACAACCCAGAAACUGCAGCUGGUUUAGAAUGCAGCAGCCAAUUGUUGUCUGGGGCUAGCAAAUAAAGACAUACAUUGCCCAUCUUAAAAAAAACCUACUGGUCCCAUUCAAAGGGGGGGACUGAAUCCACCUGUGGAAGUGGUAUGUGGCCACCGUAGCAGAUUUGCCCUCACUGGGGCACCUGCUCUGACGGAGAGGCAAUUCAGCCUGCAUGUAGCUGCUGCUACCCUUCCAGGCACUGGAACACAGUGCCAGAUACAGCACCCCUGGCAGCAUAGUGGGGGCAAGCCAGGGAUGUAUCCAGGGGAGGAGUUGACAAGUCAGUUUCCUGCCAACCAUUUGCUGCCUUAAAAACCCUUCAUGGCUAGUUCAUGGCAGAGGCCAAAUUUGAACCAGCAGCCCAAUGAUCAUCCUCUGUAGUGCAAAAUGUAUUCACUUAGCCGCUGUGCAAUGCCAAUUAUUAAUUAAGGUUGCACUUACCCAUUAUGUGUGCUAACAUUUUUAACUUUGCCAUGGACUCUGUGCAGUUGCUUCUGUUGGAUUUGUGUCUGUGCGGAGCUGGUUCAAUCCCUUCACUCCCCAAGGUGCUGGUGCUGAUGUGCACUUUCUCCUAUUCAGGAGGGGAAGGGCCCUGGACUGAAGAUUUAGAAUAUUCUGAAACUAGAUCUGUAUAAGCAUAUAUCCUAUAUGAGUGACUUCAUAUCACUUGUAACUGAUAUUUACCAGGUUAACAGGUGAUUUUUUGCAGUUAUUCCAUGACCUUGUUUCCACCUUAUACAAGCACCUACCCUUAUAUUUCAAUGGAAGAGGCAACACCAGAUAUGCACAUGUUUUGCUUCCUGCUUCUGCUCUGGCAUCACCUCUAGAUAUAACUCAAGGGACCAAAUGUCUGCAUUUCAUCCUCAUUUUAAACUUCUGGCUUUCACAGAAUCCCUGAACCGGCAGAGCAAUAACUUUGUGUCUUGGUCACCAAAAUGCCUAAAAUUUGGGGCUGGACUCUGACCUAUGAUAUACCUUGUGUUCCAAAAACAGCAGAGAGGAUGAUUGAUUACCACAGUAGUCAGAUUUGAAUGGAUGAACUGCAGACCACCUCUCAGCAAACUAGCGUGGCUUUUUGGAUCUUAUUUUCAUUCUUUCUUGAGAUCGUUCAGACAGUGCAAACAAACCACAAUUUGUUCUUGACUGAACAAGCUGGAAAUCCUCUGACUUAGGCACCUCCUGCUCUCUCGUUCCUUUACAUCCUUCUCACAGAUUAAAAACUUUCUGGUCUAGGAAAGUCUUCUAGCCAAUCUCCAGUUCACUGUGCCAUCUAAAUUUUGGUGUUCUAACUUUAGUUUGCCCCUUAUGCUACUGCUUCUCAUAAUAUUCUGAGACAAGAUAUUGUAUAAGCUUAUGGUUCAUUGUGUGAGGAAUCAGGAGGCAAAACAGACACAAUCCCUUCAUUUCAGACAUUGCUUCAACUUAUGGUUCUGCAAGCAACUUGUUGACUUCUGUUGUGUAUUUUUGAUAACAUCAUAAUAAUGAUCUCAUUCCAUGUUCAUUUUUCUCUCUUGUAUCCGUUUCUAGUUCUGCACAUGUUGAGUUUCUUUUUAAUUACAUCCUCUGUGUGUGAGAAAGCAGGUGUUAUUUAAAAUGGGUAAGUGGUGCAACAUUUAAUAAACUAACUGUAUCAA
Molecule: messenger RNA, 5893 nt
Organism: Sphaerodactylus townsendi
Lineage: Eukaryota; Metazoa; Chordata; Lepidosauria; Squamata; Sphaerodactylidae
Gene: VWA2
Product: von Willebrand factor A domain containing 2
Exons: 14
Coding region: 649-3003 (784 amino acids)
Biological process (GO): calcium-independent cell-matrix adhesion
Cellular component (GO): basement membrane
Molecular function (GO): calcium ion binding
Source: RefSeq, a predicted model, not a curated record